AUGGCUUCCUCAGAGACGCACCAGGCCUGCAACCCACAGCCCAAGGAAGCUGAGGUUCAGACCGUCUGCUUGAAGGAUGAUAAACUCAACAAGUGCAACAACGCUUGGAGACCCAGAAUGAAGAGGAGCUGCCCUGUGAAGGAUCCAGAAAUUCUGCAUACGGAGGGCCUCCUGCGGAACGUGCGGGCCAUCUUGAAUAAACUGACUCCGGAGAGGUUCGACCGGCUGGUGGAGCAGGUGCUGGAGCUGAGCAUCGACUCAGAGGAGAGGCUCAGAGGUGUGGUGGACCUGAUCUUUGAAAAGGCCACCGACGAGCCCAGCUUCUCCGUCAUGUACGGCCAGCUGUGCCACCGCCUUGCCCACAUGACGGUGCAAAUGGCCGAUAAAGCCGGCAGCCCCGUGACCUUCCGCAGGCUGCUGCUUAACCGCUGCCAGAAGGAGUUCGAUGCGGAGAGAAGUGACGAUGCGGUGGUUCAGAGGAAGCAGGAGAAGCUUGACUCUGCUGCAUCCACCGCAGAGCGUGAGCAGCUUCAGGAGGAGCUGGAGGAUGUGAAGAACAAGGCUUGGAGGCGCUCAAUCGGACUCGCCAAACUCAUUGGGGAACUCUUCAAGUUGAAGAUGUUGACGGUGGCCAUUAUUUUCAGCUGUACCUUCCAGCUGUUAAAGAAGCAGGACGAGGUCUCGCUGGAGCAGCUGUGCACGCUGCUCGCGACUGUCGGCAAAGAGCUCGACACUAACAGAGCCAAGCCAAAAAUGGAUCAGAUGUUCAACCAGAUGACAACACUGAUCGAGGAGCGCCAGACGUCGACACGAAUCCGCUUCAUGCUGCAGGACGUGGUGGCAUUAAAAGAGAAAAACUGGGUUCCUCGGAAGGCCGACCAGGGCCCAAAGACCAUCGUCCAGGUCCACAAAGAGGCUGAGAUGGAGCAACAGGAGGAGCAGCUCAAAAUCAUGAAGCAGCUGUUCUCCAAUGAUGACUGGAGACAAGCAGGAACCUCGGUCACUUCUCAGUACCAGAAUGAAGAAACCAGUUCCACUGCUUCCACCAGGCUCUUCAUCCCUCGUGAGACCCCUAAGAUGUCAAAGCAGCCACAGUUGGAUGAGACGAUCCAGCUGCGCCCACAGGGGCUGGCAUUAUGGGCAAGGGGAUGUCGUGGAUGGACUCCAGCUGGCAACUCUGAAACAAGAGAUUUCAAGACCGCUGGCCCCAAACCAGACUCUGUGCUGCAGUCUGCGCCUUUGUCUCAGCUCUCUACUCCCCCCACAAGACCCAGACAUGACAGUGCUGGAAAGAAGACAGAUAUAAAGCAGAGACACAGUGAGACCAGCGAGAUGGUGCGAAACCGAGUUGAGCCCAUGAAAGAGGUGGAACCAGUGGAGCCGUUGAAACCAGUGAAGCAGGUGGAACAGAUGGAACCAGUGCAACCACUGGAGCCCGUUCAGCCAUUGGAACCGGUGGAGAAUGUUCAGCCAGUGGAACCGCUGGAGCUUGUUCAGCCAGUGGAACAGGUGGAGUCGGUGCAACCAGUGGCACCUGUUGAGCCUGUGGAGCUGGUGCAACCGCUGGAGCCGGAUGAUUGUAACUCUGAGGAGCCAUGGACGAUAAUGAAGAAGAAGAGAGAGGCCAGAGAAAAAGCAAACAUGGAGGAAAUCAGAGUGGAGCCAGUGAAGGCCAAUGUGGAAGAAUGUCAGCUGAACUCGUCCUCCUUCAUGGGAGCUGUGGUGAAGGCAGUGUAUCAGCCCGCAGUGAAUGAUAUUGAAGCCAGCUGUCUCGUGGACACGGUCGUCCUAAAGACGAGCUUGCCAGUCCUACGAAAAUACCUGGAGUCCGACGAUGAGCGACAGCUGCAGGCGCUUUAUGCCCUUCAGGCUCUCAACGAGUCCCUUGGUCACCCUAGAAACUUCCUGCGGAUGUUGUUCGAUGUCUUCUAUGACUGGAAGCUGAUCUCAGCUGCCACGUUCCGCAAGUGGCAGAUGAGCAGAGAAGAUGCCGAGCAGAAGGGAAAAGCCAAGGCCAUCCAGUCCACCAUGCCCUUCUUCACCUUCCUGCGGGACUCUCUCAGGGGGCGACCCAAGGAGAUCCCACACAACGAGAAGCUGCUGUCUCUUAAACAUGAGAGUUUGGACUAUGAUAACAUUGAGAACCAGCUGUUUCUUGAAGAGGAGCGGAGGAUGAAUCACAUGGUCAGUUGA
Salarias fasciatus (jewelled blenny) is the source of this 2193-nucleotide messenger RNA. Its product is annotated as eukaryotic translation initiation factor 4 gamma 3-like. Lineage: Eukaryota; Metazoa; Chordata; Actinopteri; Blenniiformes; Blenniidae. The transcript is spliced from 6 exons. Gene Ontology annotation, molecular function: protein binding; translation initiation factor activity; mRNA binding. The record is from RefSeq and is a predicted model, not a curated record. Gene Ontology annotation, cellular component: eukaryotic translation initiation factor 4F complex. The coding region runs from base 1 to 2193 and encodes 730 amino acids.